AUGGCCUCUGUGCCCACCACCUGGUGCUCCGUUGCUCUAGCCCUGCUUGUGGCCCUGCACGAAGGGAAGGGCCAGGCUGCUGCCACUCAGGAGCAGCCCGCGCUCUCGCCCCAUGCCCAAGGCGCCCACCUGCGGUUCCGCCGCUGCUCCUGCAGCUCCUGGCUUGACAAGGAGUGCGUCUACUUCUGCCACCUGGACAUCAUCUGGGUGAACACUCCCGGACAGACAGCUCCUUACGGCCUGGGAAACCCGCCAAGGCGCCGGCGCCGCUCCCUGCCAAGGCGCUGUGAGUGCUCCAGCACCAAGGACUCUGCCUGUGCCACCUUCUGCCAUCAGACACCCUGGGCUGAAGCCGGGUCAGUCCUAAGCAGCCAGUCCCCUGCAGAUGUGUUCCAGACUAGAAAGACAUGGGCCAAGGAAGGAGAGCUCCUCCAGAGACUAAGGGACAUCUCUGCUGCCAAGAUCCGCUCUGCCAGGCGACAGCGGGAGGCAACAAGGGAGCCCAAGCCGGCCCACUCCAGGUGGAGGAAGAGAUAGCACUGCAGGCUGGGAAAUGUUGAGAAGAAAGCCCAUGUGGACACGGGAGGAGAGGGCAGCUCAUGGAGACCCUCCACCUGUUUCCUGGGCCAGGGCCUUGGCCCCAGCCAGCUGGACCCAUUUGCUGGGGCUGGCAUAGGUGCUGGCCUCCCCACAUGUGCGGGAGGCUUCCUCAGGACAGCCUGGUGCCCUCAUGCUGCACAGCCCCCGGCCCCCAGAUGGCAGGGCAGUCUGCUGGCGAUGGCUGCUGGCCCCCAGGCCUGCUGAAAGUGACUGAGGGAGGCCGAGUGAACCUGGAGGUCGUGUCCCGAGGAACUUCCUGUUUGCUGGGCUACAAUCCAGGAGGGACCUUGCAGUGUGGCAGGCUCACACCUAAGGCAGUCGUGGAGCCUGCGUGGGUCCCCCCAGGAGCUGGAAUCCUGACCAGCCCCAUCUGUCCUCUCUGGCUCCCCCUUCCCAGAGGCCGGGUCCCCCUCAUG
Messenger RNA from Marmota flaviventris (yellow-bellied marmot), 1016 nucleotides. It is a transcript of the gene Edn2, whose product is annotated as endothelin 2. NCBI's taxonomy places the organism in Eukaryota, Metazoa, Chordata, Mammalia, Rodentia, Sciuridae. Gene Ontology annotation, molecular function: hormone activity; endothelin B receptor binding. Gene Ontology annotation, biological process: vein smooth muscle contraction; regulation of vasoconstriction; intracellular calcium ion homeostasis. The record is from RefSeq and is a predicted model, not a curated record. Gene Ontology annotation, cellular component: extracellular region.